Molecule: messenger RNA, 649 nt
Organism: Meloidogyne enterolobii
Lineage: Eukaryota; Metazoa; Nematoda; Chromadorea; Rhabditida; Meloidogynidae
Source: the annotation of a GenBank genome assembly
AAUGCAAUCCCUUCGGCUUUUGAAUGAAUUAAAGAGUUAUUGUGAAUCUUCUAUUUCUGAUAAGCCUCAAAAUGAAAAAGGUUUUCCAAUUGCUGUAAAAAUAUUUCCACGUUAUGAAAAUAAAAAAGAAGAAACAAAUCAGAAUAUUAAAGAAGAAGAAGAAAAGGAAAAUUUAAAUUUAAAAAUAAAUUCUGAUUUUGAAUUAAAAACAAAAGAAAAUAAAAAUUCUGAAAAAUCAGAAGAAGAAGAUGAAAUUUUAACAGAAGAAGAAUUUCAACGUUUAAAAAGACGACAACUUUUCCCGACAGAAAUAAUUAACGAAAUUUUAAAUUUUUUAACUUUUAAUGAAUGUGCAAGAAUUUAUACAAGUAAUGGAUUAAUUUGUGGGUUAUUAGAAAGUAGAAGAAAAGUUUGUAUGGAAGUUGAAGUAGGCCAACGAAGGGAACAUAUUAACCAAUUAACUGAUCAUAUUGGGGUAAUAAAUGCUCGGUUAGAAGAUAUGGGAAGUCAUUUAAAAGAGUUGGAUGCUCAAAUUUUGGAUAAUCAUCAAAAGUUGAAUGAUUUACAUAAAAGAAUUGAAAAAAUGCAAGUACCUUCUAUUCAACAAUUAAAUAAAGAAAUAGAGGAAGACGAAAAUAAUGAAUAUUAA